Messenger RNA from Jaculus jaculus (lesser Egyptian jerboa), 1019 nucleotides. Its product is annotated as phosphoethanolamine/phosphocholine phosphatase-like. Gene Ontology annotation, biological process: bone mineralization involved in bone maturation. Lineage: Eukaryota; Metazoa; Chordata; Mammalia; Rodentia; Dipodidae. The transcript has a single exon. The record is from RefSeq and is a predicted model, not a curated record. Bases 203 to 1006 code for a protein of 267 amino acids. Gene Ontology annotation, molecular function: phosphatase activity.
CUCAAUUCCCGCAAGCACCCCUGACUCCAUCCUGCAUCCAGACAGCUUACCUAGAACCCCCCUUCCCUCUUUACACUCCAAACUCAAGCCGGGACAGACUGAAGCCGCUGCUGCCUCCCCCUCCCCUCACACACACGAGUUUUGGACAACAGCUGGAGGCCAACAAAGUCUGUAGAGGUGGUGCUCGGGUGAUGUGCUAACCAUGACCAGGUGUUUUCCAGUCGCUGGCCUGCGGUGCCUUUCUAGGGACGGCGGGAUGGCUGCGCAGGGCGCCCCGCGCUUCCUACUGACCUUUGACUUCGACGAGACCAUCGUGGAUGAAAACAGUGACGACUCCAUCGUGCGCGCCGCCCCGGGCCAGCAACUACCGGAGAGCCUCUGUGCCACCUACCGCAAGGGUUAUUACAAAGAGUACAGGCAACGGGUCUUCAAGUACCUGGGCGAGCAGGGCGUGCGGCCGAGGGACCUGCGCGCCGUCUAUGAGGCCAUCCCCCUGUCACCAGGCAUGAGCGACCUGCUGCAGUUCGUAGCCAAGCAGGGCUCAUGCUUCGAGGUGAUCCUCAUCUCGGAUGCCAACAUGUUCGGUGUGGAGAGCGCCCUGCGCGCCGCGGGCCACCACAGCCUGUUCUGUCGCAUCCUCAGCAACCCAUCCGGGCCCGACGUGCGAGGACUGCUGUCGCUGCGUCCCUUCCACACACACAGCUGCGUGCGCUGUCCCGCCAACAUGUGCAAGCACAAGGUGCUCAGUGACUACCUGCGCGAGGGCGCCUGCGACGGCGUGCAGUUCGAGAGCCUCUUCUACGUGGGCGACGGCGCCAACGACUUCUGCCCCAUGGGGUUGCUGGAGGCCGCGGACGUGGCCUUCCCGCGCCGUGGCUACCCCAUGCACCGCCUCAUCCAGGAGGUGCAGAAAGCCGAGCCCAGCUCCUUCCGUGCCCACGUGGUGCCCUGGGAGUCGGCAGUGGACGUGCGCCUCCAUCUGCAACAGGUGCUCAAGACGUGCUGAGAACAGCCGCUGC